This is a messenger RNA of Eleginops maclovinus (Patagonian blennie), 4598 nucleotides long. RefSeq names its product mitochondrial ornithine transporter 1-like. Gene Ontology annotation, biological process: mitochondrial L-ornithine transmembrane transport. Gene Ontology annotation, molecular function: L-ornithine transmembrane transporter activity. The record is from RefSeq and is a predicted model, not a curated record. Gene Ontology annotation, cellular component: mitochondrion. NCBI's taxonomy places the organism in Eukaryota, Metazoa, Chordata, Actinopteri, Perciformes, Eleginopidae. Bases 2636 to 3100 code for a protein of 154 amino acids. The transcript is spliced from 4 exons.
GGAGCUGCUCUUUCUCUGGGCAGCGGCGGCAGCUGCGGCCGCCGCGGCCGAGGACGAUGAGCCUACCGGAGAGGAGAGCAGAGGCACCUGCUGCUGCUGCUGCUGAUGAUGCGGGAGUUGCGGGUUCUGGUGCUGCUGAUGCUGCUGCUGCUGUAGCUGCUGUGGAGGUUGUUGGUGGACACAGUUCUCCUGACAUUGGAAAUCGGCGCACAGGAUAACAGGCUUCUGCUCCGUGAAGUCCUCGGUCUCCUCGAGCAGGCUGAGGUUGUUGAUGAAGUCGUUGCCGGUGGGCUCCUGCUUCACAGACGGAACCGGGGAGGACGUGUUGGAGUCGCCCGGGUUGAUGAACUCCGGCCGGGGCAAAGGCCAAGUGCAUGACCGGGGCCGCGACAGGGGCUCAAAAUCCGGGUCGAUUUCGACCAGGUGUGGCUGCUGCGCCGCUUCCGCCAUGGUCGAGGGGGUGACGGAGCCAAGUGUUACAAUGUCAUGUAAAUGUGACCGACCUGUCGCUCUAAAAAGUCGCAAAUUUGCCAAUGAAAUUCGAGCGAAUACAGAUCAAUCUGUCCGGGAAAAUAUUGCUCCGCCUGGGCGCAAAGUCUUCACUGAAAGUCACAUCCCAAGCCGGUUAAAUGUGUGUUUUAAAAAGUUAUGUUUUCUAAAAAUGAUUUUCCUGUGAGCAAAAGUGCACUGAGUGUCCUCGGUGUGUUAACCCACUGCUUUGUUGUUGUUAUCCAGACGUAGUGAUGUUCCGUCUGCGCCUCGUACAGCCUGUUGACUAUCUGCGUUGUACAGCAUGUGAGGACUUACUGGAAGUAUCAGCUGACACCGCCCAUUUUGGAUUGACACCAGAAUAGCGCCAAUGAAUGGCAUUGAAAGAUUUGGAAUAAAGAAAAAACUUGUUUUUAUUCUUUCUGCUGCUGCUAACAGCCCAUAAUCAGUGUGUAGUAAUCUAAAGUUACCAAGUUAAAUACAUUUUCUCAAAACUAGGGAUGGAUACAUAGAUGAUUAGGGCAACAUUUUUUAAAAUACGGAUAUUAACAGUGUAUAAUAUUUGUAACAUCAAAAACACAAAUACAUUUUCUCAAAAAAAUAAAUAUGUAAGAAUAUGUUUUUUUUUAAGAAUGGGAAAAAGUGUUUCCUCUGGUAAAUAAAGAUUCUGGAAGGAGCUGUCCUUCUUGGACCAAGUUGUUUUGGUUUUCUCAGCCAACUUUGGGCUGCAUUGACAUCUUGUGGUCGUUGUGAGGUAAGACAGCAUGACACCGCCUGCAUGCAACAUACUGUAUAACCCAGCAUGCCAUCUCUUCCGCGUCAAGAUCUCUUCAUGGAGAGCCUUUAUUUAUUAGCUGCCUAGAUGUAUCAUCUAUGAAAUAUCCAACAGGACGACAGUGAGAUCCAACCCAGUCCGAGUUUUGUACUUAAAGAAAGAUAACAUAGAUUUAAAAUCUCUCAGCAUUGCCAACAGUCACCAGAUGUUAAGUUAUAUUAAAGUCAGGAAGUAGCCUAAAUCGAUGUAAUAGUCUAAUUAUACACCUACUUGUCAUGUUAUUUUUUCGGAUGUGUUGUGCCGUUUUCUAGAUAGUUUGAUGCAACUCCGUGUGUGAAGAAAGCACACAUUUACGCGCGGCAGGUUCGACUAGUUGUAUCCCCCAAUGGAUUUAACAAGACGUUUCUAUGAGUGCGAAGUACGGCAAGAUAUUAAACUCCCACUGCCAUGGUUUGACUGAAUAUAAAGGAGUCUGAACACUGUCCUGCGUUCCUAGAAAUAGGUUUCAUUUAGCGAAUUGAGAUAUUUAUAUGGGUGUAGGAGAAUAGCUCGUACUAUAGUAAAAGGCUCGUCUUGUGCCCACUUGGACCAACGCGCUAUAGACUAGUGCUAAUCUUUUCAGAAUUGCUGUCUGUGAAAGAAACACAUAUUAAGAGAUUUAGGGGGAGUAUGGAAUGUGUCUGGAUUGGCUUUACAGAAAUGUUACAUUUCCUGCCUUGUAACUUUAGUCUUCAAAACCACAUCUGUGUUAAAUUCAGUGAAGGGAGAGUUACUUAGAUGCUUCACUUGGUCAAAAGUACCAAUCCAUUGUUGUCAAAAUACUUAAUGACAAGCAAAAUCGUACAUUCAAAAUCUUACUUAAGUAUAAAUACAGAAGUAUAAUCAGCACAAUGUGUAAGUGAAAGUAAUCAUUGUGCAGACAACUGGCCUUCAUGUGUGUAUAAGUAUGUGGCCUUUCUUGAUAUAUAGUAGCAUUUUACUGUUGUAGACAAACACAUUUCUGAUUGACUUUUUCUAAAAUAUUAAAAUAAUUUGAUGACUUAAAGAUUUGAUCCACUAGUUUAAAUGUCAGAGAUACAUUUGAUUGAAAGUAGCUAAAGCUGUUAAAUAAAUGAAGUGGAGUAAAAAUACUUUUUUCCCCUUUAAAAUGUAAUAAAUUAAAAGUAUAAUAAAAUGGAAAUACUUAAGUAAGUACCUAAAAUUUGUGCGUAAGAAUCAUUGUAUGUAUGGUACUAAGUGCAGUACUUGAGAAAAUGUAUUUAGUUACUUCCCAACUCCGGCUAACCGAUAACAGUUAUUCUAUUUUUGUGUUGAAGAGAUGAUGCCACGUUGAUAAAUACAUUCAAUGUUCAGUUUUACAGAAUCGUAUAAAUGAUCAUGGCUCCACAUCCUUUAAUCCAGGCAAUCAUCGACUUCUCAGCUGGACCAAUAGGUGGUACCGCUUGUGUGCUGAAAGGUCAGCCCUUUGACACAGCAAAGGUGAAGAAGAUGCAGACCUUCCCCACCCUGUACCGUGGCUUCAUCCACUGCUUCACAUCCAUUUUUCAAGCAGGCAUUCUUCCACUCAUGUUCAGCGGUGGAUUUGGAGGAGCUUGUUUCUGGUUGACGGUUUAUCCAAUUGACUGUGUGAAGUCCAGGAUCCAGGUUUACUCUUUCGCUGGGAGGCAGGAGGGCUUCAUGAAGACCUUCAUGGGUGUUAUACGCACUGAGGGCUUCACUGCUCUCUAUUCAGGCCUGACUCCCACCAUGAUACGCACCUUGCCUGCCAACGGAGCAUUCUUUCUGGCUUACGAGCUCAGUCGCAAGUUUAUGAUGGAUACGGCUGGUUACCGAUGAGGGGGGGAUCUCAACACUCAAAAAAGUAUUGUGCUGAAACACUUUCUCGUCUUUAUGUCAUUUUAAAAUGAGAUGACUUGGAUUGUUUCAUUAUGUUUGCUUAAAUGUCAUUGGAAAAUUCUGAAAAUGCUUUUGGUAUGGAUUUAUUUGAAAAACACAUUUUGUGCUGUGCUGGCCAUGGUGAUUUAAAAAAAUAAAGCUUUAAACAUUAUACCACCACACAUGAUGUCCUGAAAGCUGUUCUGCUGGGCCACCUUAAUUAUUACAUUUACUUUAGAAAAACUCUGUUAACCUGACUAAAAGCUGAUCCUUUUUCACCUAAGAUUGAGUUGGAAUUCAAUAUAAAACAAAUAAAAAAAUGAGAUGCAAUAAAAAUCAUUCCAACAAUCAGAUUAUGAAAGCACGUGCAACCAAAACCUCUUUAGCAAUUUCUGCUUUUUUAUUCCCUUCCGUUUGUCAAAACGAUUAGCUUUCCUCACCACAAGAGGGUACUGGUUGCACUAAAAUUGAGUCCUCUAGCAACAGGAAAAAACCUGCAUGUACUGUAUGCCAAAAAUCUGUUCAAAUCAUACCUUUGUUAAAUUCAUUGGAAAUUACAUCAAGUUGUACUUUAAAGUUUGGAAUAAAAGACAAAAAGCUCUUGUGGUCUGUAAUGAAGUUUUGUAACAGUAAAACUGAGAAAAAUAGGAGGAAGUGAUAUAACAGAUUUGGCUUCAGAUCUCGAACAUAGUCUUUAUUCAGCUUUUGUAAUUUCUUUCCCUUGACAACAAUUCCUUAAACUCAAAAAUUGAUCAAGGUGGCAUCAAACCCAUAAACUUCCAUACAUUUUACAAGAGGUCAAAUGCAGUCUGUUGUCUGAUGUGGUGAACAACUGAACCAAAUGUACAUCCACUCAUCAUGACGCCUACUGCAGUGAGCUGGCUGUCAUGUGAUUAACAAUCAAGUGCUGGUCAAUUCAAGGCCCUCACUGAGAGAUGAUGGUAUUAAGCAGCUCAGAUGUCAGUUGUUAUGCCUCCCAAACUCAAAAUCCAAUAGUACAGUACAGCUUUACAUCAGAGGAAUAAGUUUAUUUUGUCAGGCUGUUUAACAUCCUUUAUUUAAAUAUAGACACUAUGGGGGAAGUGGCCCCGGAGGUCUGCUUCCGUUUUUUGGGGAAGGUCUGCAGCAGCAACAGCAGCAGCAGGGAGCCGGCUUGAUGUUGUCACCUGGAGAAGAACAGCAGCGAAAGUCAGGAUCCAGUAAAGUUCUUACUGAACAACAUACUUUUAUAACGAGGAACGUAUACAUCAGAUACUCUGCAGAGGAUUGCUUUGUCAAAAUAAAAGGAUCUGGAGGAUUACAUCUGUACAAUUUAGUAAAUAUGUCACCUGGUCUCAGAAUGGUUUCUGAGGUAUAUUUUUGUGUAUUUUGUAAAUUGUGUGCUUCUUGUUUAUAUUUGUUUGUAUCUUGGGUGUAAUAUUAAGUUGUCUUUGGCUCUUUCUGCUGUACAAAUAAAAAU